Daphnia magna is the source of this 3843-nucleotide messenger RNA. Its product is annotated as protein glass. NCBI's taxonomy places the organism in Eukaryota, Metazoa, Arthropoda, Branchiopoda, Diplostraca, Daphniidae. The transcript has 2 exons. Bases 606 to 2861 code for a protein of 751 amino acids. The record is from RefSeq and is a predicted model, not a curated record. Gene Ontology annotation, molecular function: DNA-binding transcription factor activity, RNA polymerase II-specific; RNA polymerase II cis-regulatory region sequence-specific DNA binding. Gene Ontology annotation, biological process: regulation of DNA-templated transcription.
GAGUCAAGAGACUGUGGGGGCAAAGAAUGUUUCCUCAGUUGUUCCGAUCGGAUUUUUCCAAGUCGACUAUUCGAAAGUGAGCUGUCGACUGAGCUCCUCACCUUUUCUCUUCGUGCGUUACUAGACAACGCGCGCGCGCGCUACACGCACUGGCCCGUCGAUCGCCAAGUCAGACCCACGUGGUGUGGGGAUUUUGAUAUUAAAAAAAAAAAGGAGGGAAAAAAAAAAGUGAAACCUGUUUUUGUAUAUCACUGGGUCUUUCCCGAACACGUUGAUCUUGUGGGGUGAUGUGUGAUGUGUUGUGUGAGGGAAAUCCCACUCAGUCACUAGUUACGAGCCAACCCAGUGUGAAUCAUGUCCCACUGGCUACUGAUUGAAUAAGUGCGAAAUUUCGUAAGGGAAAUCCCACCGACGUCACCCAUAUUGUAUUCUUACGACGUCUGAAUUGCCUUUGCUGCUGUGUUCCUAAUUUAGAUUUUUAUUUUAUUUUUCCUUAAAAAAAAAGAAGGUGGUUUAAGCAUGACAAUUGGAUGUCAUUGAGAAACGUGAUAGUUGGCUGGAUGUCUUUAGUCUAAUUAAAAAAAUCCGUAUUCAAAACCCGUGCCAUGGAAUACUCCAACGGGACAGCAGAGGCCUAUCGAUACCAUACACCGGCCUCGUAUGACACAUCAGCAUUCGUCAGUCAAGCCACUGCUUAUUGCGCCACCAGCAAUGUAUUGCCACCAGUGGAAGAUUUUCAUUCGGCAAGCGCAGCACGUCGAUUUCAUCCUUAUUUGCCAGCUGGUGAUCAAUCGAUUGUGGGUCCCAGUGCAGCCGAUAACGGCCAUUUUAGGAACGGAUUCUCUGGUCCGUGCGAUAAUCAAAAUGGUUUGGUUUUCGAACAACAACAAGCAGAUCACGUCCAAACUCAACAUCAUUUCGCUCCGUUUGCCGACGUUUAUCCGCCACCAUCAAACAUAAAAACGGAGCUGAAUGGAGGAGGAGGCAAUGAAACUGCAGAGAUUCUCGAUUUGGAUUCUCAUAAAGUUCACGUUUACCAACCGCCUGGAACUGUUAUGGGUUUACCACCUGCUCCUCCGCAUCAACAUCAUCAUCAUUCCGGCGGGGCUCUGGCACCUACGCCUCCAUACACUCCAGCAACUUCAGUCGGUUCGAAUUCAUCAUCGAUGGGCUGGAUGACUCCUACACCGCCACUUCCGUCUUUAGCUGCUCCACAUCCGCAUGAAUAUCGACCUAAUCCAUUUCCAACUUACGAUUUACCUCCUAUGACUGUCAACACAACUAACGGCAACAAUACAACGCCCAACAGCGCCCCGGUGGCGAAAUCCGCCCCUGGAUGGAAACCACCAGCCAAUGGGCAACCUACUGGAGGGGGAGGAAAUCAUGGGGGAGGUUCGGAGGCUCGUCGUCCCAAGACUUACAAUUGUGAAGCUUGCAACAAGUGGUUCACAUCCAGCGGUCAUCUCAAGCGCCAUUACAAUACGACGCUUCACAAGAAUGCCAUUAAAGCAUCCGGAGGGAAUUCUAACGGAACGGCUGCUGCAGGUGAGGGUCGCCGGUCGACUACACCGUCUAGUAGGAGUACUGGAACACCUACCAUCAACAGUCCAGCUGGAUCGGAUGAGAAAACGAUGGAUGACAUGCCCGUACCGAGACCAUCUCUCAACACCAGUCCUAAAAUCAUUCCAUCAUCACCUGGAAACGGGGACUAUCGACCACCAUCGCAACAAGCACCGCCUCCCUUAAUCCAUCAUCAACAACUGGUUCAAAAUGGUCCUCCACCACUUCAGUCUAACAUCAGUAACUACCCACCUCAGCAACAACAACUCAAUAAUUCUGCGAUGGAUGCAUACCGUUUGCCUUAUUCGGGACCUGGUAAUCCAUCCGGAUCGGGAAUGAUGACGGCUGGCUCUUCUGGCCCACCGCCGCCAGGUGGUCAUUUACCUUAUUACUGCCCCCCUCCUGUUAGCCAUUCGGGCUAUUCAUCACCGUAUCCCCAGCAUGCACAACAGCAACAACAACAACAACAACAGCAGCACGUCUAUCCUCAAUCCAACACUAUGAGCUAUCCCCCAAACUCCAUUGCCCCGCCCCCUAGCAGCAACGCCAACGUUCAGCAGCUGGGGGUGGGGCCAACAGCCUCGUCCCGCGGAAUCAUGCAACAACAUUACCAUCACGAACAACCGUUUAUGAACAACAACAACACAAUUAUGGAGCACAAUAAAAUUGGCAGCAAUGGCGUCGAAUUCAAUACGAUCGAUGCAGACGCUUUUCUGAUCAAAUCGAACGAAUCGGAUUGCAGCGCAGGCGGAAGCGACGAUUCUCCAGUCGGCAGUGAAGACGCUGAUUUGGAUAUGAGUGAUGCCGAAGAGCCGGAAAGAUUGUCUUCAGCUAACAUUGCCAUGCCAGUAAUGAACAAAACGAAUGGAGGAGCCGUCAAGUCCCGCGCCGUUGUGGCUGACAAUGGCGGAACGGCUACCGUUGGAAGUUUUAAAUGCACUCAAUGUGACAAAGCGUUUAAUCGUGUGUGUUACCUAACGCAGCACAACAAUACUUUUCACAAAGGUGACAAGCCUUUUAAAUGUCACAUGUGUGGCAAACGAUUUCCGAAUGCGGAAUUAUUUGAUCAACAUCAGCAAAAGCACGCAGGAGAUAAACCGUACAAAUGUCCGUUAUGUCCUAAACAAUUCAAUCACAAGACGGAUUUGAGGAGGCACAUGUGUCUCCACACUGGCCAAAAACCAUUCAUGUGCCAAGUUUGCAAUAAAGGAUUCAUCCGGAAGGAUCAUAUGGUCAAACACGUCCAGACUCAUACGAGACGCAACGCCCUGCAUUCCCAUCCACCGGCAUCCGCAUCAUGAACAAUUAUUUUUAAAAACAUAACAUUCAUUUUUUAAUAACCACUUUUGACCUAAUUUCUUUCGUUGUCUGUGUCUCUUCUUCUUCAAUUUUUAGUUCCCUCGCAGCGCCAAUCAAAAAAACGAAUAAUAUUUCCAUUUUUACCGAAAGAAAUUCUUUUGCCUUUUUAUCAUGAAAUGGUUGUGCUUUUGCCAAUAUCUGAGUUGGAGGAAAACAUUUGUUUGAAUAGCCACUUGAAAUCGGGAGUGUAGCUAAAUCAGUUGUUUCGAUGAAUUUGUUGAUUGUUGUGUAAAGAAAAACAAAAUUACAGGUGGGCUAUUGCGUAGCACUGACCUUGUUCGAGAGACAUGGCGCAAAUCCAUUUCGACAUUUCUACCUCAUUUGCCCAAUUUUUUUUAUUUUAUUUUAUUUUUUUUUUAACUACAAAAAUGAAUUUAUCUUGGCCAACAGCAGAAUGGAGCCAUUGUGUAGGUGCGCGGCCAUUGUUUCCAUAUUUGUGUGUGCCAAGAGGGUUGUGCUUCUUGCAUGUUCACGAAUAUUAAAAAAUUUGACUACUACCUCAUUCCAAGAUUUUUCGAUGCCAUUAUCGACAGUGUCACUUUCUUCAACCCAUGCCGAUGAAAUAGAAACAAAAGACGUUGCCUUUUUGAUGAAUUGUUUACGUGACUCAUUUCGACCGUUUUCUCCUGAUUUGUGUGCGUGCGCGCGUUCCACUGUCACCAUUUCUAUUGAAAAGCGCAAUUCAUCACCAAUAUAAUUGAUGUGUGUUUUUUUUUUAACAACUACCUCUCCUUGUUGGUGUGUUUUUAUUCUUUAUGUUUGAUAUCACGACGUGCAACAUAACAAAUAAUAUGAUUUUUUUUUUUCAUUUAGUUUUUAUUGGCCCUUUUCAUUUCCGUCAUCACCCGAUGAGAUAAAAACAAAAGAAAUGUAGGAUCUUGUGUGUGUGUGUGUGGAAUCGCAGUAAAUUUUGUUCGCCUCUGA